AUGGGCUUUGGAUCUAAGUGGUGUUCUUGGGUGUGGGGUAUCCUGGCGUCUGCUCGGGCGUCCGUUCUGGUUAAUGGGGCCCCCACGUUCGAUUUUAAGUGUGGCAAAGGGAUGAGGCAGGGAGAUCCUAUCUCCCCGUUCUUGUUCGUGGUGGUUAUGGAGGCGUUGUCUUGCCUUCUAGAUAAAGCUAAAGAGGAUGGUAUUUUUUCCGGCUUACAGCUUCCUAACGGGGGCCCGGUCCUCUCUCAUCUUUUUUUCGCUGAUGAUGCGCUCAUUAUUGGGGACUGGUUGGAAGAUAAUGCUUUAAAUGUUAUCAGAAUCUUAAGAUGCUUUUAUAUGUGCUCUGGCCUCAGUAUCAAUUUGGGUAAGUCUGGCUUGUUCGGGUUAGGGGUUGAUAGCGAGGAGGUUGGGCUUCUAGCGGAUAUCAUUGGGUGUAAACAAGAGUCUCUUCCUUUCAAGUAUCUCGGGCUUAAGGUUGGAUCUAAUAUGAAUCGUAUCAGUAAUUGGGAGGCUGUUUUUGAGACUUUUAGUUCUAGACUUGCUCUUUGGAAGUCCGCUCUCUUGUCUAUUGGAGGAAGAAUUACUAUUAUUCGUUCGGUUCUUCAAAGCCUACCGAGUUACUAUUUUUCGUUUUACAAGGCCCCCGUGAAGGUGAUUAAGGCUCUUGAAGGUAUGAUCCAAAAAUUUCUUUGGGGCGGUUCGGAAGAUGUGAGGAAAACUCACUGGGUGGCCUGGGAGACCGUCACGCUGCCUAAAAAAUCAGGAUGGUUGGGGUUAGUAAAUUGCAAAAUAUGA
Messenger RNA from Helianthus annuus (common sunflower), 795 nucleotides. RefSeq lists its product as uncharacterized. The record is from RefSeq and is a predicted model, not a curated record. The coding region runs from base 1 to 795 and encodes 264 amino acids. The transcript has a single exon. Lineage: Eukaryota; Viridiplantae; Streptophyta; Magnoliopsida; Asterales; Asteraceae.